Molecule: messenger RNA, 6319 nt
Organism: Hemicordylus capensis (graceful crag lizard)
Lineage: Eukaryota; Metazoa; Chordata; Lepidosauria; Squamata; Cordylidae
Gene: MAP1S
Product: microtubule associated protein 1S
Exons: 7
Coding region: 89-4144 (1351 amino acids)
Biological process (GO): microtubule cytoskeleton organization; regulation of microtubule depolymerization; axonogenesis
Cellular component (GO): dendrite; neuronal cell body; microtubule associated complex
Molecular function (GO): microtubule binding; actin binding
Source: RefSeq, a predicted model, not a curated record
GUGACGCGACGGGCGUGGUCUGUGGUUGGAGGGCGUGGCCAACGGACGGUGCGUCGAGGCGGCGGCAGCGGAGGAGGCGCCCAGGAAUAUGGCGGCAGUGGGGGCCGGAGGACCGGGAGGCGGCGGGCGCUUCUCGCUUCUGGUCGUCUUUGGCGCUGGGGGAGGCCGAGCUGGGCUGCGCAGGGCGGUGCUGGAGGCCGUCAAAGCCGGGAUUCGCUCUUGGGAUAUUGACCUGACUGCCUGCAACCUCGAUCAGCAGCUGAAGCUCUUUGUCUCCCGUCACUCCGCCACCUUCUCGGAUAUUGUGAAAGGUCAGCGUGCCCUCCAUCACCGCGGAGAUGUCUUGGAGACCUUAGUCUUGCUGAACCCUUCUGAUAAGUCAAUCUGUGACGAGCUCCGCAACCUGGUCACGGACUCUUCGCGUCACAAGCUGCUGAUCUUUGCUGGGCCUUGUGUUGAGGAGACGGGGGAGCUAGUGCUGCAGACGGGCUCUUUCUCCUUGCGGGAUUUCAUCCAGAUCUUUGCUGACAAAGAGGUUGGAGAACUACUCAGCUCUGCGGACCCCUCUGCGAAGACCAGCUUGACUGUGGUCUGCCCAGACUUGAAAGCAUGGAAGGAUUCCCGGCUAGGCCAGCACAACCUGCUGGAUUUCAUCGACCUCCACUUCAACCCUGGCUGUGUGCUGCCCGAGAUGGAGGGCCUGCAAGAGUUCUUGGAAUAUCUGUCAGAGUCUCUGGAUCCCCAGUCGCCCUUCGACCUCCUGGAGCCACCCAGCACAGUUGGCUUCCUGAAGCUCUCCAAGCCUUGCUGCUAUAUCUUCCCAGGCGGGAGAGGGGACUCAGCCUUCUUUGCUGUCAACGGCUUCAACGUCUUGGUCAAUGGGGGCUCCAACCCCAGGUCGUCUUUCUGGAAGCUGGUGCGGCACCUCGACCGCAUCGACUCCAUCUUGGUCACCCACGUGGGGACCGACAGCUUGCCUGGGGUGAACAGCCUGCUGCAGAGGAAGCUUGCCGAAAUGGAGGAGGACCCUUCCUCACAGGGCUCCCAGAAUGAUGAGUGGGUGAAGAACCUCAUCUCGCCGGAGCUGGGGGUUGUGUUCCUCAACGCCUCGGAGAAGCUGAAGGCCAUCGAAGGGGACUCCGGGAUCCUGAAGAGCUGUGACGAGGCCAGCCUGGCUCUUCGGUACCUGGAGAAACUGGGCAUUAAGCCCCACCCGCUCUUCAGGGAUGUCGGCCCCAAGGUGGAACCCACCAUCCUCUUCCAAAAGAUGGGUGUUGGGCGGCUUGACAUGUAUGUCCUCAACCCAGUGAAAGGUAGCAAGGAACUGGAGUUCUUGAUGCAGCAGUGGUGUGGGAAUGGUUACCCCAAAGGCCUGGAGCUGCCCCUUCAAUGCGUGACCUCCAUCUGUGCCCUCCUUGUGUGGCACCCUGUGAACCCCUCAGAGAAGAUUGUUCGGGUCUUGUUCCCAGGCUGCACACCACAGAGCAAGAUCUUGGAAGGACUGGAGAAAGUCAAACACUUGGAGUUGCUCAAGCAUCCAGUGGUCACUCAGAAGGAUCUGGAGUCGUCCUCCACCCCUCAGCUCAGGCAGAAGAGGGCAGAGAGUCAGGAGAGCCUCAAAUCAUCCUCUCGGCAGAGCCUGACAGAGCCAAACCUGUCUGUUGCCAAGGAGAAAAGAGAGCCAAAGCUGACCAACACCAGAGACCGGCCCAAGGCGCCCAGCGAGACCUCCAGGGGUAGCAUUGAGGAGGAGAGGACCAAAGAUGGCAAGUCCAAGCUGGAGUCUUCAACAGAGAAGCCCAAGCAAGAUGUGAGGCCCAAGCAGCUGAAGGAGAAGCUGGUGGCCAAGAAGGAGGUCAGGAAGCCAGCACUGAAGGAAGAUGCUGCCCAAGAGAAGGACGUAGCAAAGAGAGAGGUCAAGCUAGUGAAGAAAGAGGGCAAGGCAGAUGCUCCUAAAAAAGAGACAAAGAAAGAGGAAGCCAAGAAGGAUACCAAAAUGGAGGAGAAAACGGCAAAGCAGCCGGCGAAGGACCCGCGGAGAACUCCAGGGGCGGAGGUGAAGAGGCCUCCCAGUAAGAUGGGCAGCUUCAAGAAAUCGAUCCCGACCCUCAGAAAGGAGACUGAGAGGCCAAAGAGCAAGCUGUCUAAGGAAACAGCAUCCGCCCGCAAGUCACCCAGUAGCUUCAAGGGAAGCCCGUCAUUGGAUGGGUCUAAGUCAUCAUCAGAAAACGGAGUGCCGGAGGAGGAGAGGAUGAGGGGGGGCUCUCGGCAGGGAGCAGAGUCUACUGAUGAAGGCAUCACCACCGCUGAGAGUGAACUGGAGCCUUCACCGCUGGAGGGCAUGGAUUGCCACGGAAACAGUCUGGAGCCUGCUGAGAACGGCCUGGGCAUGGGGGGAGAUCCAGAGAGCCCCCAGCCCUUCCGGCACUUGGAAGCCAGCUCCCCGCUCAAAGGCAUCGGGCCCCCGUCCCCAUUGGCCAAAACUCCCAAGAGCGACCGGAGUGUCAACUUUGAACUGACACCCACAGACAUCCGGGGAGGGCUGAACCACUGCCCGGAGGCUGAGGAAGCCUGUGGCAGCUCUGAAGAGAAAACCCUGGAGAUGAUGUCCCCCUCGAGCUCUGCCCCUGCCAGUGCUGGCCACACCCCCUUCCACCAGUCUCCUGUGGAAGACGCCAUCAUGGCUGAAGAGCCGGUGGCCAUGGUCAAUGCCUGGAGGCCUGACAGUUCCAUCUCCGGGCCUCGGGCCUCACAAGAUAACUCCAGCUCUUCCCAGGAGAAGCCGUCCGGGUGCCUCUCACCCAGUCUCUUGCGUGACGACAUUCCGGAUGUCUCGCCCACCAUUACGACACCCUCCCUGCCAGCAGAAGUGGGCUCCCCUCACUCCACCGAGGUGGAUGAGUCACUCUCCAUCUCCUUUGAGCAGGUCCUCCCACCAGUGAGCGAGUUCCCCCAGGAAGAAGCAGAGAAUUUCCGGGCAGGGAGGCUCACCCCAGAGCCAGAGGUUGCGCUGGGGAAAGGCAUCAUGUCCCUGCCUGUCCGACCCUGCCACCAUCACCCCAAUGCGCAGCGCUUGGACGGCCAUGUGCUACCCAGGUCCAGACACCGCUCGGACUCCCCCCAUGACGUGGACCUCUGCUUGGUCUCCCCCUGUGAGUUUGAGCACCCCAAGUCGGAGAGGUCCCCAUCGGUCAACUUCAGCCCCCGGGACAUGUCCAACAGCAGUGACUUCUCCCAAGAGCUGACCAAACCCCUGGCCCACCGGAAGGGCCCGCGGGGGCGCAAGCCACACCCCCUUGUGGAUGAGACUCCACCCACUUCCUUCAGCGAGUCGCUGCCCACUCUCUCGGAUUCGGACAUCCCGCCCGCCAUGGAAGAGUGCCCUUCCAUCACAGCAGACGGCGGGCUGGACUCUGACGACGACCCCGAGAGCCUGGCCCGGAACCGUGAUCCGCUCCCAGCCGUGCUGAAAGACCCGUGCCCACUCCCUGCCCAGCCGGGCAUCUGCAUGGUGGACCCCGAGAAGGAAGGCGCCGCUAAGGUCAAGAGGACACCCAUGCGGGUUGGCUCGGCACCCCCCAAAACAGAGACCCCCAAAGCCUCGAUUCCAAACAGGGCCAAAACCUCUUCUGCCAGUUUGGGGGACAAAGCCAGGCAGGCUGCCCUGGGGAGAAGCGACCCCCACCGUGCCGGAGGGGAUGUCCGAGCGCCCCUUGGCUCCCGGGCCCCCAGCAGCAGACCACUGUCCGGUGGGGCAAGGCUGUCUCCCGCAGGCCCCAAGGCCAGCCCUCCGCGCACGCCGGUCUACCUGGAGCUGGCCUACAUCCCUGGUUCCGCCAGCGCCCAGCGGGUGGAUGAGGACUUCUUCCAGCGCGUCCGCUCCCACUGCUACGUCAUCAGUGGCGAGGACCACAUCAAAGAAGGCGUCAUGCGGGGCAUCCUGGACGCGCUCUUGGCCGGGAAGCAGCAUUGGGCGCAUGACACCCAGGUGACCUUGAUCCCCACCUUUGACUCGCUGGUGAUGCACGAAUGGUACACGGAGACCCUGGAGCGGCAGCAGGAGUUGGGCGUCACGGUCCUUGGCAGCAACAGCACGGUGGCCAUGCAGGACGAGACCUUCCCAGCAUGCAAAGUGGAGUUCUGAGUGUCCCCCUGAUCCCCAGCUGAGCCAGGAGGCACUUUGGACCAUGGGCCGGAGUCGGGAGAAGGCAGCAGGGCCGACUCGCUCUCCCUCACCCUCCUCAGCUGCCAGUGCAAGAAGAGACUUGCCUUUGUAGGGAGGGUGGCUGAAGCAUCCCGAAGUUGCAUUUCACGCCUCAGGAGGCAGGAGAGGAGGGUCGCCUCCCUGGGGGUCGAAGGCUUCUCUGCAGCAAGUGGCAUCUGUUGUCUGUCCUUGUGUUUUGUGUUUCUGCAUGUCUGCCAAAGCAGCUAGUCCUGGUUGAGCACAGAGAGAGAGAGAGAGAAGGUAGAAUUUGGGGGUGGCAGUGGGGGGAGAUUGGCUUUGGGAGGCAACCAUUGGGCUAUGCUGCAAAGGCGUUGUCCCUCCCCUCCACUCCCUUCUUGCCCCAUGGAGCUCAUAGGCUCUCCUCUUCUUCCCCGCCAGUCGCUUUUUUCCUGCCUAAGGGAGAGUACGACUAGGGUUCUCGGGGGAAACUAGGGGGUGGGGGUCCUGGAUGCCCUGCUUCGAGGCCAUGGUUUGGGAACAGGACUUGGGGCCCUUAAAUGCUCCAACCCUAAGGCCUGUUUUUGAAAUGUCCCAUUGCUGCUUCCUCAAGCCAGCCAACCUGCCCCCCCCCAUUUCUUUAUAGCUUUUGUUUAGUGGCACAGGGUCUCUUGGGGGGUGGAUGGCUAGGCAGAGCUGCUGUCCCAUUUAAUCUUGGAUGACUUUUAAAAUCCCACACCAGGUUGGUUUCUAUUUGCGAUCCAUUCUGGGCCCUAGAGGGGAGCCCUGAUUUCCCUAAAGGUAUUGCCCGGCCUCCAAGAGCAAUGUCCAAGCAUGAGGGUGCUCCAUCCUGACCCCCAAGAGGCUGCACCUGUUCCCUGGGAAGAUCCAGCCCCUUGGAGGGGGACGGAUUCUGUGCUGCCUCUUCCCUCCCCCGCUGCAAUAACGCGGUGUGAGAUUCUCCCCCUUCCUCCAGCUCUUUCCACAAGCCCUCUAUGGCUAGGGAGGUGCCCAGACUGACUGGGAGAGUUGCCAGCUGGCUUCCUCACCUUGGGGUCCCAAUCCUAAACGUGCACCCCUCUUUCUGCUGCCCGGGUCGUAGUUCUUGGAUCCUGUCUUUUUAGCACGAGGCAGGAUUAGGAGUGAAUGGCCAGCUGCCUUCCUUUCCGGAGGGGCUGCGAAUAUAGGCACAUGGAAAUACCCCUGUAGAAGUCUGAGCCCCUCCCGCAAACACACAGACACUCCAGUUCUCUUCUACCUCUUACUUUACAGACCGACUGUUCAUUUUGAGGACUGUGCAUUUUCUCUCUGGAUGUUUGACUACUCUGUGAAAUGUGGAGCCAGCCAAAGCCCCCCUUCUUCUCCCCCUUUUCUCUCUGCAGCCCAUUCCUCUGUGAAUUUUUUUUAAAAAAAAAAAAAUCUUGCCCCCUCCCCUUAAUCUCCCCCUUUUGAAGGAAAGUGUGGGGGGGCGACCCCUCCCCCUUGGCAAUGUGACACUAAACUUUGUAAGGAAGGAAAAAGGUAUGUGUGUUUCUUAACGGUCUAUUUUGUAUUUUUUUUCUAAACAAGAGAAGCAACCAAAACUGUUACGUAUGGAAUGUGUGUUUUUGUUUUUAAUUUAUGGGAUCACCACGACGAGGCGCCUGCGUAUCCCAGCUAGGCGAAGCAGUGGCUGAAGGGGGUUGGGUGUUACAGAAUGGCUCUCCUGGCCCCCCUUCGCCCCCCUCCCCCUCGUAGCGUCCUGCUUCCCUGUUUGGAUCAGGCGCCCUGUCUCCUGUUCGUAUGCCGUGUGUUUAGAAAAACGGUUUGGGGUGGGUGGGAGAUACGAAUGUUUUCACCACCUUUUAGUGCAUUAUCGAAUUCUGCUUAGUUGGAAACCUGUUUUGAAGAGCAGCAGGGUGAGGGUUGGGUGAGGGGGCCCGCCCUCCUUGGGUGUCAGUUUUGGGGUGCCAAGAGCCCCUUUCUCUGCUCUCUGCCACCAACCCUGGGGUGGGUGGGUGGGGAGGGAAAGGUUGUGGUCUGUUGUAGCUGUUGACACACUUAACUGUGCGGCACACUCACAAUGUUCUGUGUAUUCACACACACACACACACCCCCCAAACACACUGUGUUGAAACCUAUUGAAAAAACAUUAAAGACAUAAGUAGCUUGACGAGA